CUUUAUCGUCCCCACAAAAAAAAUAAAAAUAAAAAAAUAUUAUCACUGUAACUGUACAGAACUGCAGAUCAAAUACCAAGUAAGCUUCAAAACACAAUUCUGAAAGCGCAAGCUCGGAAUUGCUCUUCAAUGGCGUAAAACAAAACCACAAAAAAAUAAAAAAAUAAAUUGAAACAACCUCCAUAAGCAAUCCUCAAUUUUCCAAGCAUCGUAAAACAACAAUUUCCCCCAGAUCUCUUCUCCUUGUUCACUGAUCUGAAGCUUCCCCUAAUUUUCAAUAACUAGGGUUUCUGCUGAGUUUCGUCUAUCGAAGCAAGAAUGUCGGGAGCGGCCUCAGCGCUGUUCCUUUUAGACAUUAAAGGUAGAGUUCUCAUAUGGCGGGAUUAUCGCGGUGAUGUUUCAGCGGUUCAAGCUGAGAAAUUCUUCACUAAGUUCAUCGAGAAAGAGGGUGAUCCACAAUCUCAGGAUCCAGUUGUGCACGAUAAUGGGGUUACAUACAUGUUUAUACAACACAACAAUGUGUAUUUACUUAUUGCUACAAGGCAAAACUGCAAUGCUGCUAGUCUUAUUCUCUUUCUUCACCGUGUAGUUGAUGUGUUCAAGCAUUAUUUUGAAGAGCUAGAAGAGGAAUCUCUAAGGGAUAACUUUGUUGUAGUGUACGAGUUACUUGACGAAAUUAUGGAUUUCGGUUACCCUCAGUUCACAGAAGCAAAGAUCCUGAGUGAGUUUAUUAAAACUGAUGCUUAUAGGAUGGAAGUCACACAGAGGCCUCCUAUGGCUGUGACAAAUGCAGUUUCAUGGCGUAGUGAAGGAAUAUCUUACAAGAAGAAUGAGGUAUUCUUGGAUGUUGUGGAGAGUGUCAAUAUACUUGUAAACAGCAAUGGGCAAAUCAUUAGAUCAGAUGUUGUUGGGGCAUUGAAGAUGAGAACAUAUUUGAGUGGGAUGCCUGAAUGUAAACUAGGCCUGAACGAUAGAGUAUUACUGGAGGCUCAAGGACGAACUACUAAGGGCAAGGCUAUCGACCUGGACGACAUCAAAUUUCAUCAGUGUGUACGUUUAGCCCGUUUCGAAAAUGAUAGGACCAUAUCAUUUGUACCACCAGAUGGGUCCUUUGAUCUCAUGACAUAUAGGCUCAGUACUCAGGUGAAGCCUCUGAUUUGGGUUGAAGCCCAGAUUGAGAGGCACUCCAGAAGUCGUAUUGAGAUAACAGUGAAAUCAAGAAGCCAGUUUAAGGAGCGAAGCACUGCGACAAAUGUUGAGAUUGAACUGCCAGUGCCUGCCGAUGCCACCAAUCCAAAUAUUCGCACGUCAAUGGGGUCUGCUGCUUAUGCACCUGAGAAGGAUGCUUUAGUCUGGAAGAUAAAAUCUUUCCCUGGUGGCAAGGAAUACAUGUUGAGGGCAGAGUUUAGUCUUCCGAGCAUCACAAGCGAAGAGGCAACUCCUGAAAGAAAAGCUCCUAUACGAGUGAAAUUUGAAAUCCCAUAUUUUACAGUUUCUGGAAUCCAGGUUCGUUAUCUUAAAAUCAUUGAAAAGAGUGGAUAUCAGGCUCUUCCAUGGGUGAGGUACAUAACAAUGGCUGGCGAAUAUGAGCUGAGGUUAAUGUGACUGAACCGGUGAUCCAAAAGCUAUACGGUUUUUUUCAUUUGUUAUAUUUUGGGACAAAAUCUGGAGAGUUGCACACAAACGAAGCAUGAAGCAACUUUGGUUUUCUUAUUAUUGGCCGAGCACAGUCUCUUGUGGGCAUAAUCUCCUUCUCGAGUUGAUGAAUCUGACUUUUCAUUAUCUUUAUUCCAUACACUUGAGAGUUAAUGAUUGUGAAGAACAGCCUCCGCAGGUAUCAUUAUGUUUUUGAUCUUUUGCUAGUUCUUGUGCAGAAUUUUCCUUCACUGAUGUGAAGAUUGUGACUGUGUUAUGAAAUUUGUAAUUCUAUCUAAUUGUCUACCUUUUGGUUGUGUUGAUUAAGAUUUUAGUAGAUCAAUACUUUGAAAUUAUGUGAAGCAAAUAUUCCUCCCGAUUCAAAGAUUCCGUUUCAACGUCA
Molecule: messenger RNA, 2038 nt
Organism: Spinacia oleracea (spinach)
Lineage: Eukaryota; Viridiplantae; Streptophyta; Magnoliopsida; Caryophyllales; Amaranthaceae
Product: AP-1 complex subunit mu-2
Exons: 11
Coding region: 319-1605 (428 amino acids)
Biological process (GO): vesicle-mediated transport; intracellular protein transport
Cellular component (GO): clathrin adaptor complex
Source: RefSeq, a predicted model, not a curated record